AUGACCAUCGCCCAAAAGACCCACACCGAGCUGGCCGUCCCCGGCAUCGGCAGCAUCACGAUCCCAGUCGGACUCUUCAUCGACAACGAAUGGGUUCUCCCCGCCAACGGUGAAACCUUUGGCACAGUCAACCCCGCGACCGGCAAGCCGCUCGUCGACGUCGCCCACGCGUCGGCGGAGGACGUCGACCGCGCAGUCAAGUCUGCGCGCGAGGCGUUCCACACUCGCUGGGGACUGCGGGUUACUGGCGCCGAGCGCGGCCGGCUGCUCAACCGCCUCGCCGACCUGAUCGAGCGCGACGCCAAGACUAUCGCAGCCCUCGAGUCGCUCAACGCCGGCAAGGGCAUCUCCAAGGCCACGAACGGUGAUGUGGCCGGCACGGUGUCUACGCUGCGCUACUACGCUGGCCUGGCGGACAAGUUCUACGGGCAGACGAUCAACCAGUUUGGCCCAGACGCCAUCGCGUACACGCUCCACCAGCCGAUCGGGGUCUGCGGCCAGAUCAUUCCGUGGAACUACCCGCUCAUGAUGUGGUCGUGGAAGGUCGCCCCUGCUCUGGCUGCGGGGUGCACCAUCGUCAUGAAGCCGUCCGAGCUGACGCCGCUCACCGCGCUGUACAUGUGCGACCUGGUCAAGGAGGCUGGUAUCCCCGCGGGUGUGAUCAACACUGUGCCCGGUCUCGGCGCGACCACUGGCGAAGCCAUCUCGCGGCACAUGGACAUUGACAAGGUUGCCUUCACAGGCUCGGUCGCUACCGGCCGGCGUAUCUCGGUCGCUGCCGCCGAGUCCAACCUCAAGAAGGUGACCCUCGAGCUGGGCGGCAAGUCGCCGUCGCUCGUCUUCCCCUCGGCCGACUUGGAGCAAGCCGCCGCCUGGACGGCCAUGGGCAUCUUCUGGAACUCGGGGCAGGACUGCUGUGCCUCGUCACGUAUUUACGUCCACGAGAGCGUGUACGACGAGUUUGUGCGCCUUCUCAAGGCCAAAGCCGAGACGUGCGCAAUCGGCCAGCCGAGCGACCCCGCGACGUCGUUCGGUCCCCUCAUUUCCGCCGGGCAGAGGGACAAGGUGCUGUCAUACAUCCACUCGGCGCGUGACGAGGGCGCCAACAUCAUCACCGGUGGAGACAACUGGGGCACGGACGGGUUCUGGGUCCAGCCGACUGUUAUCGGCGACGUGCAUCAGGGCAUGAAGGUCGUGCGCGAGGAGAUCUUUGGCCCCGUCACUGCCGUCGGCGUGUUCAAGACCGAAGAGGAGGCGGUCAAGCUCGCAAACGACACGAGCUAUGGCCUCGCCGGGGCCGUCUUCUCGAACGACGCGAGCCAGGUUGCGCGGGUCACGGGCGCCAUUGACGCGGGCACCAUCUGGGUCAACCAGUACUCGUCCGUCUCGGCCGGCGUGCCCUUUGGCGGGUUCAAGCAGUCUGGCAUCGGGCGCGAGCUCGGCACGUACGGCAUCGAGGCGUAUACCCAGGUCAAGGCUGUCCACCAGAACAUUGGACAGAAGAUGGGAUGGCCGUUCUAG
This is a messenger RNA of Vanrija pseudolonga, 1521 nucleotides long. RefSeq names its product Aldehyde dehydrogenase. Gene Ontology annotation, molecular function: aldehyde dehydrogenase (NAD+) activity. NCBI's taxonomy places the organism in Eukaryota, Fungi, Basidiomycota, Tremellomycetes, Trichosporonales, Trichosporonaceae. The record is from RefSeq and is a predicted model, not a curated record. The transcript is spliced from 5 exons. The coding region runs from base 1 to 1521 and encodes 506 amino acids.